CCCGGUCCUCUUACUACGUACACUGGAAGAACCCUAUCCGGAAGAGAGGUGAAAAUAUUGAGUAUGAUCCUACGGAUGUCGACGAAUGGAUCAAAUAAGAAUUUGGAGAGAAGAACCCAGAAGGUGGCCGAAUGGCAGUUGUCUUCACAAUUCCCAUCUGCCAAAACCCAGGGGGCGAAUCAAUAUGUGGCGUCCUUGAAAAGAACAAUCAGAACUUCUCUUGCAUGUGUGGCGAAUUCAGCUGGGGAGGAGGAUGGCCCUAUGGUCUGGAGAAGGAUGAGAUGGCAGCUUUUCUGGCUCGUAGCGGUUUUAUGUUUUCGGAUGACUGACCGGACUGGUACGAGCGCAAGAACAAGUGCGAGAAUGCGACGGGAAUUGACUUUAGGGGACAACUGGAAGCUCUGCGCAAAGAUGGAGGUCCCGAGAUUUCAGAAAACAUGGCUUCAUACUCCACGUGUGAGAGGCGUCGCAAUUCUUCGGUACACCCAGGUUGGCUGGAUAAAGACAGGGCGCAGUAAACUGAUAGAGCUUGAUACACAGAAAAAGGGGAAGGGAAAAAUACCGGGAUAAGUCUCGGUGAGGUGACGUGUUUAACUGGGGAUAUGGAGAAGUAAUAAAUGGCAAGGUGGCAGUUGUACAAUGUGAGCUUCGAAUUCAUGAGGCAACAGUAAGUGAAGUCUAGGCUUUGUGUUGACGUUCG
Didymella exigua CBS 183.55 is the source of this 700-nucleotide messenger RNA. RefSeq lists its product as uncharacterized. The coding region runs from base 64 to 570 and encodes 168 amino acids. The record is from RefSeq and is a predicted model, not a curated record. The transcript has a single exon. NCBI's taxonomy places the organism in Eukaryota, Fungi, Ascomycota, Dothideomycetes, Pleosporales, Didymellaceae.